GCGCUGUGAAGCUUACCUUCACUCUUCACUACCAAUCUACACACACUCAUGACCGAGAACGUCGUGCUGAAGCUGAGCUAUUCGGGCGAAACGCACCGUGUGACGGUGCCGCUGCGCGCCGUGGACCCCAAGAAAGACCUGAGCUACGAGCUGGUGCUGGCCAAGGUGCGCGAGACGUUCCCGCGUCUAUCAUCAAACUUACGCUGGACGCUCGUCUAUCGUGACGACGAAGGUGACGUGGUCACUCUCUCACACGCAUUCGAGUUUGACGAGGCAUGCCACGUGCUGCUGGCGAUGACCCCCGAAAACGACGACAAGCUUCGCACCCUGCACUUCUGCGUCCUUCAGCGCGUCUCAUUCCGCGAGAAAGUGGUCGCACCUGUGCUGCAAAAGGUAAUGGAGCUCGCCCGCCUGGCGCGUGAGCAUCUGCGCAAUAGCGAGCUGCUGGAGAAGGGCCGUGACUCGUUCGGGCGUCUCGCUGGCCAAGCCGGCGUGGCCAUGAACCACAUCCGCAACAGCGAGCUGCUUGGUCGCGGACGUGACUCGCUAGGUAACUCUGCUGCGCAUACACGGACGUUACUGCUGUCCGCUCGUAGUGGGGUAAGCACCCACCUCCGACGAGCUGGCUCAGCCGUUGCGGCUGGCAUCGAACGCCGACGAUCGUCGAGCGGUUCAGUCAACGAGUUUGACCCAACGGACUUUGUCAAGUCCCAAUCUGUCGCAGUCUCCUCACCGCUAUCAUCGGAAGUGGCGGUGACCGUGGAUCUACGCCAAUCUUUUUCAUCCCCGACGCCCCAGACAGAUAUUAUUACCGGUGACAGUGAAGAGAGCGAUGAAGAGCCUCCUGCUCUCGUCCAGGUGGGAGGUGGUGAGCAACAUGUGCGAGAAGCGGCCUAUGAGUCGGACACCGACACGCUAUGCGACGACGAUGACCGCGAAUGGGACAUUGUCGACACUUCUGGCACUGCUGAGGAGGCCAUUGCAGAGACUGAUGGCGAGUGGGCCCGUGAACUCGAUGUGAUCCGGGAUAUCCUCGUGGAUCUGGACGAAGAGCUCUGCUGCGACCUUUUAACCCAGCACAAUGGCGACAUCCAGACGGUUCUGGUGGAACUGACCAACAAGUAAAAGAUUUAAUUGUCCUACCUAGUAAUUAGCAAAAUAAAAUUGUGUUCUAUC
Messenger RNA from Phytophthora infestans T30-4, 1176 nucleotides. RefSeq lists its product as uncharacterized. The transcript has a single exon. Bases 49 to 1125 code for a protein of 358 amino acids. The record is from RefSeq and is a predicted model, not a curated record. Gene Ontology annotation, molecular function: protein binding. Lineage: Eukaryota; Oomycota; Peronosporomycetes; Peronosporales; Peronosporaceae.